Molecule: messenger RNA, 4622 nt
Organism: Hylaeus anthracinus
Lineage: Eukaryota; Metazoa; Arthropoda; Insecta; Hymenoptera; Colletidae
Gene: DMAP1
Product: DNA methyltransferase 1-associated protein 1
Exons: 5
Coding region: 277-1566 (429 amino acids)
Biological process (GO): negative regulation of transcription by RNA polymerase II; DNA repair; chromatin remodeling
Cellular component (GO): Swr1 complex; NuA4 histone acetyltransferase complex; nucleus
Molecular function (GO): transcription corepressor activity
Source: RefSeq, a predicted model, not a curated record
CAGGUACCUAUAUAUCUAUAUAUAUUCUCGCAACAUGUCAGGCACAUAAUCGUACUUCAGUUUGCAAAGAAAGGUUAUUUUUUAACAAUUGUGUGUGUGUGUUACAAAUGUAAUCAUAGCUUAGCCUCUUUGUGCCUAACUACCACGUGCUUCCUGUUGCAUACACCUUCAAAAAUAGCAAUCAAUUCAUUAAAUGUUGUCAUCGUAGGAUAAAUAACCUCAAAAGAAGAAUCGUCGUAACAGCGGAGAAACGAAAGUUCGUCGUUAAUUAACAGAAUGGCAGAUGUACGUGAUAUAUUAGAUAUCGAGGUACCCACUACCAGUGAACUUACAAAAGAAUCGAUUAUAGGCACCGACAAAAAGAAUCGGAAAAAAUAUGAAUACAAAGUACCGAAAAGGCCGGAGGGCAUGCAUCGCGAAGUGUUUGCAUUGUUGUGUAAGGACAACAACGACGUACCACCACUGUUUCCGACGGAUACAGCGAAAGGAUAUAAACAAGUUCGAGCCAAGCUUGGUAUGAAAAAAGUUAGGCCAUGGAAAUGGACGCUGUUCACUAAUCCCGCGAGAACGGAUGGCGCAGUUUUCCAUCAUUGGAGACGAGUCGCGGAUGCAGGGAAAGAAUAUCCCUUUGCUAAAUUCAAUAAAAAGGUUCCUAUUCCGACGUAUACCAAUGCAGAAUAUGUUCAACAUUUGGUUACAAAUGGUUGGACUAGAGCAGAGACCGAUCACCUGUUCGAUUUGUGUAGAAGGUUCGAUCUUAGGUUUAUUAUAAUCAAAGAUAGGUGGGAUCGAACAAAGUUUCCUGCAAGAACUGUAGAGGAUUUAAAAGAAAGGUAUUAUCAAGUGUGUGCUGCUUUAACCAAGGCAAAGUCUCACACUGAUAAGGUUUAUAUAUUUGAUGCAGAACACGAAAAACGUAGGAAAGAACAAUUAAAGAAGUUGUUCGAGAGAACGCCCGAACAAGUGGAAGAAGAACAAAUGCUACUGGCCGAAUUAAGAAAAAUUGAACAAAGAAAGAAGGAGAGGGAUAGGAAAACGCAAGACUUACAAAAAUUAAUAACGGCAGCCGAUCAUCAAGCCGAUCCGAGAAAGAAUGAAAGAAAACCAACGAAAAAAAGCGGCGCUUCCGCUAGAAAUAGACCAAAUAAGACUGAUACUUCUCAUACCGUGGAAUCAGCUGGAAUCAAGUUUCCAGAUUUUAAAAAUAGCGGCGUGUCGCUUCGUUCUCAGAGAAUAAAGUUGCCAAGUAGUUUAGGCCAGAAGAAAAUGAAGGGUAUCGAACAAAUGCUCAACGAACUGCGACUAGAAUUAAACCCGCCACCUACGGAGCAAAUAUGUCAACAAUUCAACGAAUUAAGAAGCGACAUCGUGCUACAUUACGAACUUAGAAGCGCAUUAUCAACGUGCGAUUACGAAUUACAAUCGUUAAGGCAUCAAUACGAAGCUUUAGCUCCCGGAAAGACGUUAACGAUACCUCCCGCAUUACUACCAAAAACGGAGCCCGAGGUUAAGGCGGACAUAAUAGACGUGGUGGGCUCGCCUAGCAUGCCAACAGUCACUCACUGACGUUUAAAAUCAGUUUUGGAAUAAGUUAGUUCCAGUACCGAAUGUAAAUAAUUACCAAAGCGUUGAAACGCGGUACGAAGAAAACAUCGAGUACGCGCUUGUUUAACUCUUCACUUCCUGUAUCAUUUUUUUUUUUUUACAUUGUAUUGGAUUAAACGUAAUUUACAUGAAACCGUCGCACUUACCCGUCGUUUCCAGAGAUCCUUUUUCCCGUGCCAUCUUCUCGUGGAACGUACGCGCGAAGGGAAAUAACGCGGACGCGAUACAAUUUACUUAUAUAUCUGUGUAUUUUAUAUUGUCGACAAAAAGUAACAAUGUACGGUCAAAACCGUAUAAUUUAUCUACAACAAUCUACAAUAGAUUACAAUAUGUUGUCUUGUUUUUGUUGAGGGUCACGGGGAGGCAGGGUCGUUAGAAUAACGGGGGCGGGGAAAAAAGGGUUCUCGGAGGGGUUAGGGGGAUUAUCGGGUUUUAAAAGUGUGGAGGAAAGAUGGUCGAUGCAGGCCUUUCUUCGUUCGUGCUCCGUUAAUCGCGAUACAGUUGACUGUUUUAAUUCUAUAUUAAAUUACUCGGUUAGCCCCUAGCCGUACUUGGUACGGAAUAAUGCGUAUAUAUGUAUAUCUGCUUCUUAAUGAUCGAUAACCCACCGCCCGACUUUUCCCAUCUACGCCGUGCCGUGAGGACUCUCUCGGUCAAAGUUAAGUGUAAGAAAAAAAAAAAAAAAAAAGAAAACUGGGCACAACGCUGGCAUCGUUGACCCGCAUAUCCGAUGCAUUGUUCGCAGAUCGUGCAUCCUCUUGUCUCUCUCUCCGCAUGUGCUGACGCUUCGAUCGCGGUUGUCCCCGGUGCGACGCGGGGACAACCUUUAUCUUUAAGACAUUUUCCCACCAAUUCCUUCUAAUGUUCGAUUCGUGGAAAGACGCGCGGGAGACGUUUCGUUUAAUUAUUUCGAGAUACCCUAAAGGCAAUGGUUCUUAAUCGUUUAAACUACAGUUUGGAACAGAGCGAUGACAAUUAUUUCUCGGGCGCUCCAGUUUGCAAUCGCUUUUCGUUCGAUUAAUUUUAUCUCCGUUUGUUUUGGACUGUAGACUUUCGUGACUGUAUUUCACAUCAGAUCAACGAACGCUCGUAGCCUGGAAGCAGGUCACUUUUUCACGCAGAUGUUAACAGAUUUCAAUGAGAAUUAUUCCAGAACGACGUAGACCGCGGUAAAAGGAUUACGUAAAUUAGUCCGUGCAUGAGAACUAAAACGAAACUAAAAUUGACUGUUCACUUUCGGGGUGAGACUCAAUAACUGGAAACGAUUUAGAAUGACGCUCGAAUCGAAUACAUUCCGAAACCAUUUUUGAGGAAUUUCGAAUUCCUCGUGGAGCACCACGGGAGAUGUAACGUAAUCACGGGGAGCUAGAAUAAGGGAAACUGGAAACGAUCGAGAAUGACGCUUGAAUCGAAUACACCCCGAAACCAUUUUUGAGAAAUUUCGAAUUCCUCGUGGAGCACCACGGGAGAUGUAACGUAAUCACGGGGGCUGGAAUAAGGGAAAGCAAUUUCAAGAACUUCAAAAGUGACUUUAAAGGGACUUUCGAAUGACGCGAGACCCCUUUGCGUCUCUACUCCUCUGGGACGCAUAUUUUCAGAGGUUCGCACGUAGGACGUACAGGGAAUACCAAAAUCAAUUUUGUAUCCGCCGUGUGGGAUUACGGGAAGGUUCUAUAUCGCUGUAUUUCGUGAUACAAAAACGAUUGGGAAUCAAGAGCACCGCGUUUCUUAACGACGACGACAGGGGUGAGGGUAUGUCGCACUAGUAAACGGUGGGAGAGGGAUGAUAAACGAUCAAGCGCAUCAGCACAUCGCCAGUGAUGUUACUAACCGUGUAUCGUUCGUAUAUUUAGCGAUGGUCGUUUCUCAUCGACCGAUUCUCGUUGAUCUAGCGACGAGGGGAGCUCGAUCGCUGGCCCUGGCACAGCAAACGGGUCGCGGCAGAGAUGGGCAAAAUUCUCAUCUAGAGAAAAGUAGUUUCGCUAACGAAUAAAAGAUAAUCGAUCUUUUAUUUGUUACAGGUUAAAUAAAACUUGGAAUUCGAAUUCCUGGAACGAAGUAACGUUUCGACAUCGAACGAAUAAAAACCGGCCUGUACGACUGUUCAAUAGAAUAAGUCAUUAUACUCGCGUCUUUAUUCGUCGAUUGCUAUUCGAAUGAAAUUCUGUCCAUCUCUGGGUGGCGGGUGGAAAGAGAGAAAAAAAAUAAUCGAGCCACGAAUAAUAAAGGAACGCCGCGGCUGGCAAACGCACGCGUGCACGUGUCUAUAUGUAUACAUAUAUACACUAUGCAUGCAUACAUAUAUACACAUAUCUUUAGUAACAGUAGUAAUGAUAAUGAUAAGAAUAAUUAACACGAAUAACUUGUAAUGUACAGAGUGAGCGCGUAGCUGGUGGAAACGACGCGACGAAAACUAAAUUGCUCGCAACAUUCCUAAAUUUACGUUAACAAUCUUAAAAUUUCAAACUCUCGUUCGUAACUAAUGAACGCAACAAUUGCUUUAACGUCGAUGAAAUGAAUCUCGCGCGUACAGCGAGACCUCGAGUCGCAACAUGCGUCCUAUAUAUCGAAUACAUUCUAAAUUAGUACAAGUAUUAAAACAAGGCCGAAAACGAUGUAACGUGGGUCUCGCGAUAUAUGAAAACAUCCACCGAUCUGAAAGUCCUCGAAAGAAUACGAUCUAUACAAAGCGGCUUACGCAGGAAAAGCUCUAAAACGAAUUAACCGCUCGAGUCGAGGGCUCGCUGUACCCGAUAAAAAUUCUACCCCUGGUUCGCCAAUUCGUUUCGCGUUUUCAUCGUGUCCGUUCCACCGAUUACGCGCGUUCGUCAACGAAAUUUCCGCUUCGUCUUUCCUCUCGCGUCCCGCCUUUCGCUCUUUCAAUGUUUCCCUUUCUUUCGUUUCUAUUUUUUUUUUUUUUUCUGUUUUUUCUUCCUUCGUUUUCAUCGUCUUUCACACAAACGACGAAUAUCGAUUCGACAACGUUCGAGCGAUCCUGCAACUGACCAGAGAAGAGA